UCUCCCUCUCCAUCCUUCAUAUCUGCUAAUGAUGCCCUUCAUGGAAUUCACUCACAAACUCUCUCUUUUCCAUCUUCCCUCUCCAUUGGAGAGAGAGAGAGAGAGAGGGGCAGAGAGAGAGAGGGAGAGGGAGAGCAUUGAAACACUGCAAGGAGUGCUCUGUCUCCCUCUCCCCCUCUCUGGCACAUUGUUGUUUUUUUUUCCUGCCCAAUGGACUCCGAUUUCGCGACCAAACGGUGGUGCCAUGUCGGUCACGAGAAGCCCGAGGCUGUGGCUCGCCUCCAGGAAGGGAUCACCGUGCUCCUCUCGCGAUGGCGUGGCCUUCAGCUAGCCGUCGAGAACCAAUGGGGUGGCCCCGAUUCUCUCCGGAAGUCUCGCCAGCUUGCUGCUGAUAUACUCUCAUGCUUUGCUUGCUCAAAAGAAGCUUUGUAUGUUGAGGACUUGGAGAAUUUUCUCCACGAAUGCAUGCUGCUUUCUUUCAACACAGAGAUGGAGGAUGGAAGCAUUGAGGAGGUACUGUGUAAUGUGGCAGAACAACUCAUGAUGUUGCAUGCAGAGUACUUGCAAGGACAUCACUAGUUCUUGCAUCAGAACAUGCACCUCUCCAACCCCCCAGCUCUUGUUCUAAGAUAGCUUGAUACCAAAAGGGACUGCAGGAAAUAUUCUGGCGUCAGAGCAAAUCAACUUUGCACUGUGGAUGGAUCAUGAGAUGCAUUUUCUGAAGGCCAGUUCUGGUAGCAAGGUUUUGAAGAGAAUCACUUAAAGAGCAGAGAGAGAGAAGAUGAGGGAAACUUGUGAAUUUAUCCUGCUUAUUUAGGAUACAGGCAUUUUGUAUUCAACAAGAUCCCUUUUCGCUUUUGGCUUGACAAACAAGAAAAAAUAAUGUUAUGUCCCUUUGCUCGGUCAUAUGUUAUGUUUGAUAUGAAGACCGGCAUUUUAAUGAUGAUUGUUUGGCCCA
This is a messenger RNA of Syzygium oleosum, 958 nucleotides long. RefSeq lists its product as uncharacterized. Gene Ontology annotation, cellular component: nucleus. Gene Ontology annotation, biological process: maturation of SSU-rRNA from tricistronic rRNA transcript (SSU-rRNA, 5.8S rRNA, LSU-rRNA). Bases 211 to 579 code for a protein of 122 amino acids. The record is from RefSeq and is a predicted model, not a curated record. NCBI's taxonomy places the organism in Eukaryota, Viridiplantae, Streptophyta, Magnoliopsida, Myrtales, Myrtaceae. The transcript has 4 exons.